Messenger RNA from Hydra vulgaris (swiftwater hydra), 618 nucleotides. Its product is annotated as zinc finger MYM-type protein 1-like. The record is from RefSeq and is a predicted model, not a curated record. Lineage: Eukaryota; Metazoa; Cnidaria; Hydrozoa; Anthoathecata; Hydridae.
AUGAAGAUGAUUCAAAUGGGAUUGAGACUUGAGAGUAAUUUAAGUUCGCGAUCAGUAUUGGCUUCACCUGGUGGAUAUGCAGCAACUGGUAAACGGCGAAAGUUGUGUAACAGGAUUCCAGAGCAUGAGAGGAGCAAUGUCCACAGAGAAUGUUACCUAGGAAAACUUACCUUGGAAAACUUGAUUAAAUUGCAUUUAACGAAAUGGUCCAAUAUUCUUAAAAGAAUAUUAGAUGUUAUCCUAUUUUUGGGUGAACGUGGAUUGGCUUUUCGGGGAUCCUCCCAGCGAUUUGGAGAUGUAGAUAAUGGCAACUUUUUGAAUCUUAUAGAGUUACUUUCACAUUGGGACUCUAUACUUAAAGAGCAUGUAUUGUCAGUGGAAGAAUCUCAGCGAAAAGGUAAAAGACUUCAAGUUCAUUAUCUAUCAGCUGAUACUCAAAAUGAAUUCAUUCCAGAAUGCUCAGAUUUGGUGCAGCAGCAUAUUUUACAAGAAAGAAGAUCUGCUAAGUAUUUCGCAAUAAUGGUCAAUGCAACGCCAGAUUCGUCUUAUACAGAGCAAACAACAUUCAUAUUACGGUAUGUAAUAUUAAAAGAUUCACAAUAUGAAAUUGUUGAAUGA